AUGGAAGAUGUCAAUGGCACCAUCAGCGGCUGCACGAUUGGGGACCCGACAGUUGACGUCUUGACGCGCCAGACCGUCUGCCCUGUCGUUUGCGGUUUCAGCCCAAUGUGGACGACCAUUGUGUGGUUUUCCUGGUUCAUUCUCACCAUCGUGUACGCUUGGCGCAGAGGCCGGGGUGUUGACCGCGACGAGUAUUAUUCGCGCCAGACUUCCGACAUCGCUCACUUCAUUGGUUGUUCGAGAGCCGGAUACGAUGAUAAUCACUUGAUCGUCAUCGUCAUUCUCAUUUCUAUGUGCGCUCUGCACUCAGUCUUGGUGCGUUUUGCUGCCCAGCCAGACGCGGGUGGGUAUGACAAUGCGUGCAUUAGAUUUGGAAAUUGGUCCGCGUUGGAAGAUGUGUGCCCAGCAGGAGCGUAUCUUGAGCAGGGAUGGCCGGUGUUCCUCAUCAUAUACGCUUUGUGCUUCAUCGGUGCUUUAUUGGACCAGGGGGUCAUCGGGACGCAACAGUUACGACAAGCUCGCGAGAAGGAGCUCAACGCCGAGCAGCGACAGAAGACAUGGGAGGAGUUUGUUGUCAAGGGAUUCGCAGAAAGUUCGGUGGUGACGCUACCCUUAUCGGUGACGAAGGCCUCAACAGCUCAAAAGCCAUCAAAAUGGUUUUGCCCAUGCUCGUUCUUGCGCCCCAAGCCUACGGACGCUCUCGUGCGUGUAGAGAAAGUAAUGACAACGAUUGACUAUGCGAGGCACACCGCAACGAGUUUGUGUGACUAUGCAAGGCAGGAUUUUGGACGACCUAUGCCCCGGGAGGCCGCCAGGAGGAUUGUGGACCGCGAGCUAGGAGGCUUGGGCUUGCAAAGAUUCUUGGAGGCCAGGGGCCUGAAUGACUUGAAGCUGAAAGAGUCGCAGCCCGCCGAGCUUAAGGAGGACCGCGAGAGCCGAAGGUCGUGUGAAGAGGAAGUUUGGAAGGACUUCGCUGCCUUGCUUUUGAAUACCAAAGAAAAGUCACAGGCCUCGCGCCGACAAGACAUCACAGCUGCCUUCCAGCUCUUUGCUUUGGGCAUUUUGCCGCGAUCCAGCGCUGCCACGAUCGUGGACAAGAAUCUCAACGCGAGUGGUGACAACGACAGUGACGUUUACAUCUGUCCUGAAAAUCCUCAAGAAUAUGUUGCCUUGCCCAUUGUGAUGAUGCGCGAGCAGAACAUGCUCGAUGAGUGGACCGAUUUCAAUGUGAUCAAAGUGAACAGGUUAACGAAAGCUGCUGUGGAGCUCAAGGCUUUGGUUCGCCAUCAGAUGCACGUGAUGCGUGAGGCCAGCAGGGUUCAAAACUCAAGCCUCGCAAAUGCCAUGCUGAUCGGCGUGGAUAUCCUUCGCUUCUUGAUGGGGGCAGAGGAGGUAGAUGGCGAGGAAACAGGUCCUCUGAGGUUGAUCCAUGACUUUGAUGCGCGGAUGGCUCAGAUAGAGAAUGAGGAGGAUGCCAGCGGCUUGCAGGGCCCGGAAGAAUUCUUGCUUCAGCGUGCGAAGUUGGAGACAAGACUCCUAGGUGAACCUGGCACACAGGAAACACAAGAUGCCCAAAGGGAGUUUGCAGUUGCCGAGCGGCAGUUGGAAGAACAUCUCAGUGCAGCCAGGAUGACCAAGAUUGAGAUCUUCAAGCUCUAUUGGUUCUGUCCCGUUAUUCAGUCCUUCAGGAAGCCUCCGUCCAAGGAUGCUGCAGUCGACAAGGGCGCCUGUUGUGGGAGUCUUCGGGCUCAUCAUGUCUUGGGGACAAUCUUCGGUCUAACCGGCUUUGCUCUGAUGAUCUCAUUAGUUCCGCAUGGCGACUCCUGGGCUCUAGCAUACUACGUGCUGGACAAGCCAGCGCUGCAAGCCACCCGAUGCAUGCUGACAAAUACUACCGACUCCUACAGCCCAUGGUGCAUCGCUGGCAAGGAGAUAACGCUGACCCGGAUGACCUUGCCCCCUGUCCACCAUGGAGUUCCCGACACUCCUCUUGUGUGGGUAUGCCUCGCAAUGAAGGCGCUCAUCUUCUGCAUCAUGGGUUCCCUCUUCGGAGUCACCAUUAUGAAAACUUUGCAGGGGUUGCGGAUGGCACAGCAUCCGAUGAAGAUCCUGGAUCUGAUCCUCAAGCGCUGGAUCCAUCAACAGCGGCUUUCAAGUUGGCACUUGGAGGCUUGGAAGAUGGCCAGAGCCUCCCUCCUUCACAACGACGUCCGCUUCAUCCUGGACAGAUUUGAGCAAGUUGUCAUGUCAUUGUUGUUUGUCUGCGUGCUCCUCAUCUCCGAUGCUGUGGUCCAGUAUGUUGUCUUUAACAAGCCCCCCAACGCGGGGGGAGCUUACUUGACGCUCGUCUUUGCUAUCUCCACGUGGCUCUGCAUCAAUGCAGCGGUCGGAUGCCAUUAUGCGCAACAAAGCCACCUACAGUCCUUGCUGGAGAUGAAGGAGGCUUCUUUGCUGCGCACUGUUGGCCCGGAUGUCCAGUAUGUCCGGUCGUUCAUUGAUGUCAUGGUGAAGAGGCUCUCCUCCGGAGGUGAUUUCCAGACAACGAUGUUCUACAUGCCGUUGAACCCUGCGCUUCAGAAGUCUUUGCUGGCUUACUUUGCUGCUGCAGCCUUGACCGUCGUCGGCAAAAUCUUCUUCGGUGAAUGA
This is a messenger RNA of Symbiodinium natans, 2646 nucleotides long. Lineage: Eukaryota; Dinophyceae; Suessiales; Symbiodiniaceae. The record is from the annotation of a GenBank genome assembly.